AAAACAAUCCUUUGUAUUAUCUUCUAAAGCACAAAUCUCGGCCCGAAAACCUUACCGGGAAAGUCAUCGGUGAGCCCGGUUCCUUCCGAAGCCUAUCAUUUCUCUCUCAAGAGCGGCAUUUUGUUGUACUUCUCCUUUCCACUGUUUCUUCAUGUUAUUUGCGCGACCUUGAACCCUAGAACUCAUUGGAUUAACAAGCCCCUUACCUCAACCCUUCAUAGAAAUGCAGUCAUUCUUGAAUCUCUAAGGGCUCAUCCAUUAUGAGUAGGUUGAUUUCUCUUCUUAGGAGAAACAAGAAUUCAUCACUCUUCCAUCUCUUCAAGGAUUCUUCUAGGGUUUCAAAUGAAGCUGGUUUUGAGCUGAUUAAAAGUUGUGGUGCUUCAAAUGGAGUUGGUUUACAGCUGCUUAAAGUCUCCAAUUUUUCAAAUGGAGCUGGUUUUUUAUCCAGUCGUUUUGCUUUAAAUUACGGCAAUGCAUUUUUUCGGAGCAAAUUCAUGCAAAAGGGAUUUUCCUUUCAACCUUCAAAGAACAUGUCAACCACUGCAUCCUUAUUAGCACCAAACAAAUCUGAAGUUGUGAAAGAAGGGGUGACAUUGCUUGUUAAUAAAGGAACUGAAGUACAGAAACAAGUUGGAAUAUGGAUAUUUGGUUGUGCUGCAUGGGUAUUUAGUAUGGUGGUACUUGGCGGUGUUACACGCCUUACAAGGUCUGGUCUUUCGAUGACUGAUUGGAAGUUUAGUGGUAGACUCCCACCAUUGUCAGAAGAAGAAUGGCAGCUUGAGUUUGAAAAAUACAAGCAAUCACCUGAAUACAAAAGAGUGAACAGAGGGAUGAGUCUUGAAAAUUUCAAAUUCAUAUAUUGGAUGGAAUAUGCACAUCGAAUGUGGGGAAGGGGAUUGGGCAUCAUAUUUGCAAUGCCUUUUACAUAUUUUCUUGCUAAAGGGUAUAUUACCCGUCAGCUUGGACUGAGACUCUCUGCUCUUUUUGCACUUGGUGCUGGCCAGGGUCUAAUUGGCUGGUGGAUGGUAAAAAGUGGACUAGAGGAGCCAGCAUCUGAAUAUGCUCAGCCAAGGGUGAGCCCUUAUCGUUUGGCUACUCAUUUGACAUCUGCUUUCAUAAUAUACUGCGGCCUUUUUUGGACUGGUCUUUCAGUUGUUAUGCCACAACCACCAACUGGUUCAUUAUCUUGGAUACAUGGAGCUGCAAAAGCUCGGACACUUGCAAUUCCCGUGAGUAUUCUGGUUGGUGUCACUGCUCUCUCAGGAGCCUUUGUGGCAGGAAAUGAUGCGGGUCAUGCAUAUAAUACGUUUCCCAAGAUGGGAGACAGCUGGAUCCCAGAUGAGAUUUUUGAGUUAGAGCCUAUUUUUCGCAAUUUCUUUGAGAAUACAGCAACUGUUCAGCUUGACCACCGUAUACUUGCCACUGCAACUCUGCUUUCCAUUGGAGGCAUGUGGUGGGCCACAAAGAAAUUAGACUUGCAUCCAGCAGUCCAAUCCCUGAUUGGAAGUACCCUUGGUAUGGCAGCUUUACAGGUGACCUUGGGUAUAUCAACAUUGCUUUCAUAUGUUCCAGUUUCUCUUGCCACUGCUCAUCAAGCAGGGGCUUUAACAUUGUUGACGCUAAUGUUACUAUUGGUUCACUCUGUGAGAAAGCCAUCUCCAGCCCUUUUGAAGUCUCUCUCCUCUUCUCUCUCAAACCCCACUGCCAAGGUUAUGGGGCAAAGCAAUAAGAAGGUGAAAGCAGGCUUAUAAUAAAACAAGCCUCUUGCACCUAGUAUGGAAGAUUUGAGCUCCAGCAAAAUUUUGUUCCUUUCAUUGUGUAACAUCAUAGUUUAUCAUAUUUAUGUUUUUGACUGACACCAUCUCUCUCUCAACUGUACAUGGCCUCUUCCAUUUUAUGUCAAACUUUUAAGUAUGUAUUGGCAUGCCCUGAGAGAGCAUACCAUACUUUUUACUCCCUCGUGUAAAAGGCCUACUUAAGAAGAGUUUUUCUAUAUGAAAUUUUGGGAUUUACUUUAA
This is a messenger RNA of Amborella trichopoda, 2018 nucleotides long. It is a transcript of the gene COX15, whose product is annotated as cytochrome c oxidase 15. Gene Ontology annotation, biological process: heme A biosynthetic process. The record is from RefSeq and is a predicted model, not a curated record. Gene Ontology annotation, cellular component: mitochondrial inner membrane. Lineage: Eukaryota; Viridiplantae; Streptophyta; Magnoliopsida; Amborellales; Amborellaceae. Gene Ontology annotation, molecular function: oxidoreductase activity, acting on NAD(P)H, heme protein as acceptor.